AUGGCGUUACUUAAUCGAAAGCCCCUUGUUGUUAUCACUGGCGCCUCGUCUGGUAUUGGCGAAGCAUGCGCCAAAGCAUUCUACAAUGCUGGACAUCCUCUCUUGCUCAUUGCUCGUCGACUCGAUCGUCUACAUGCUCUGGGUAUGACACAAAAUGUCAUAUGUGCUCAUGUCGAUGUUAUCAACGGAGCUCAACUCAAAGAAGCUAUUGACGACGCCGUCCAAAAAUACGGUCCAGUCGAUUGUUUGAUCAACAAUGCGGGUAUCAUGCUACUGGGCAAGGUGCACACACAAAAUCCAGACGAAUGGCAACGCAUGUUCGACACAAACCUGAUGGGUGUUCUGAAUGGUAUCCAUGCUGUAUUACCAUCAAUGGGUAAGUAG
Molecule: messenger RNA, 384 nt
Organism: Rotaria sp. Silwood2
Lineage: Eukaryota; Metazoa; Rotifera; Eurotatoria; Philodinida; Philodinidae
Source: the annotation of a GenBank genome assembly